This is a messenger RNA of Penicillium atrosanguineum, 1455 nucleotides long. Its product is annotated as putative UBX domain protein. Gene Ontology annotation, molecular function: protein binding. The record is from RefSeq and is a predicted model, not a curated record. Bases 1 to 1455 code for a protein of 484 amino acids. The transcript has 3 exons. NCBI's taxonomy places the organism in Eukaryota, Fungi, Ascomycota, Eurotiomycetes, Eurotiales, Aspergillaceae.
AUGAGCGCCCACGUCGUGGUGAUCGACGCGACGGCCAGGCGGGCAACGGUCAAGACAACACCUACCAAACACUUGACGGAUGUGUUGCAGGAGGCAUGCUCCAAGCUUGGAUACAACCCCAACCAAUAUGCCUUAAAGCACAACGGCAAACAACUGGACCUUUCCCUUUCCUAUCGCCUCUCUGGCCUGAUUCCUGGCGCAAAGCUAGAGCUUGUCCAGCUAUCUCGAUCUCCUUCCGUCGUCACAGUCGCCCUCCAGCUCCCCGAAUCCGAAGCUCGCGGUGCACCAAACGGCCGCAUACUUGACAAAUUCCCGAGCUCGACUACGCUCUGGCUGGUAUUGCGCAAGUUUGAAGCUGGAGUCGCAGGAGCUGGUCCACUGCGGAAUUUGACUGCUCGAGGGGUGCCUGCUACAACUGAUGGCGACUCCGGUGCUGGUAGCUUGUUCUACGAGAUCCCGGUCCUACGGAUCUUGGAGCGCGAGCUAUCAAGCUUUGCGGACUUGCAGAAAACGCUGGCCCAGCUCGGCUUCAAUAGUGGCAACGUGCUUAUGCGACUCAGCUUCCGACAGACAGAAGACCCGCUCCACGUGGCCAUGACCAAGAUUGCUGAGUACUUCAAGGCAUCAGAGGAUGAAAUGCCAGCGCCGACACCGAACGAAGCACCCGCAACGCCUGGAGAGGAGACAAACAAUGGAACGCAGCAGCAGCUUUCUGGUUCUGAUCAAGCCGAAGCAUCAAGUGAACCGACUGUGGCCUCAGUAGAUGACCAGGAUACUCUGAUGCCGGAUGCUUCAGAGCACCCGACUUUAAUGUCAACGCCUGAACGGCCUAUCGCCGUCUUCUCCCUCCAUCCGCCAAUACCCCAUCCUCAUCAGCGCCUACUCAACCAAAGCUCUCGCAACCAGCGCUUACUCACCGACGCUGAAAUCGCCGCCAAAGCUGCAGCAGAGGAGAAGCGGCGCUCCGCAAUUCGCGAGGUAGAUGUGAAAGUCCGGUUCCCAGACCAGAGCCAAAUAGUUGCGAAGUUUGGACCCUUCGACUCUGGCAAAUCACUGUACGGAUUCGUACGCAACUGUCUUGAUUCAGCAUUUUCUGGAGAGAAGUUCAACCUCAACAUAUUCAGCGGCCCCACUGCAUCGCAUCCUGGAAGCCCGAGCACCCUGCCUGAGUCUGAUCAGACCCUGAUCCAGGACUUGGGUCUCGCAGGUCGAGUCCUGGUCAACUUCACAUGGGCCGAUGGCGUGUCCUCUGCACAGCGCCGAACAAAUUUGCUGCGCCCGGAACUCCGAAGCAAAGCUCAGGAGUUGAAGGUCGAGCAGCCACUAGAACCCAAGGAGGAACCAUCUGCACGGAAGACCGAGGAAGGCCCGAGUGGUUCUGGCGAUGGCAAGCCUGGUGGAGCAAAAAAGAGUGGUGGCAUUCCGAAGUGGCUGAAGCUCCCUGGAAAGAAAUGA